Messenger RNA from Quercus robur (English oak), 1619 nucleotides. Its product is annotated as rhomboid-like protein 19. Gene Ontology annotation, cellular component: membrane; Golgi apparatus. Gene Ontology annotation, biological process: retrograde vesicle-mediated transport, Golgi to endoplasmic reticulum. NCBI's taxonomy places the organism in Eukaryota, Viridiplantae, Streptophyta, Magnoliopsida, Fagales, Fagaceae. The transcript has 8 exons. The record is from RefSeq and is a predicted model, not a curated record. The coding region runs from base 289 to 1215 and encodes 308 amino acids.
CUCAACUCUCACCCGAAUGCAAAUCUCCUGGCCCAACCUUAAAAUCCAAAAAAACAAAAACAAAAAAAACUUAAAGUUGAGUCUUUAUCCUAGACCUCUCGCCUCGGGCUAAACAAAUAAGCAAUAACCCGAGAUUAAUAAAAACUUGACCUCUCUCACAGCUCCUCCGAUCUACAAUACAAACCAGAUCUCCCAAGUCAAAACACAAACAGACACGCACACUCAGAGGAAAAAUCACCGGGCGUUGAUUUCCCAGAUCAACGGCCACCGUUCCAAAUCUCCACCGCCAUGAGCACUCCAGCACUUUCCGGAGGGGCGAGCUUGUAUUCAGGGUUCAGUAGGCUAUGCAAGGGAAUUGCGGUGGUACUCAUUGGUGGCCACAUUCUGGUCCACCUUCUUCCCUCCGCUAUUACUUAUCUUGCUCUCAUACCCGCCAGGACAAUUCCUUUUGCUUGGAACCUCAUAACAGCCGGUUACAUUGAACAAUCAGUGUAUGGGGUGGUUGCCAGCACAAUUGGUCUCCUUUUCAUUGGAAAGCUUCUUGAGCCUGUAUGGGGUUCUCGGGAAUUCUUGAAGUUCAUCUUUGUAGUUAACUUUCUGACUUCCCUAUGCGUUUUUGUUACUGCUAUCGCCUUGUACUACAUUACAACGCAGGAGAAUUACCUUUACAUGCCUCUUUCUGGCUUCCAUGGGAUUCUGGCUGGGUUCUUGGUUGGCAUCAAGCAGAUCAUACCUGACCAAGAGCUGCCUGUAGUAAAGAUAAAAGCUAAGUGGUUACCAUCUCUUAUGCUAUUGCUGUCCAUUGUUGUAAGCUUCUUCACACUUGAGUCGGCAACAUAUCUUCCAACUUUAAUAUUUGGCACGUAUGUGAGCUGGAUUUACCUCAGAUACUGGCAGAGGAAACCGGAAACAAAGCUUAAGGGUGAUCCAAGUGAUGAUUUUGCAUUCUCUACCUUCUUCCCUGAAUUUUUAAGACCAGUCAUUGAUCCCAUUGCAUCUAUAUUUCAUCGAAUGCUCUGUGGGAGAACUGAAGCUUCUAAUGAUGCUGAGGAUCACACACUGGGGGGUGCCCCAUUACCUGGUUCUGAUCCCAUUGAGGCAUCUAGGAGGAGAGAAAGGGGAGCUCGAGCACUUGAAGAAAGAUUGGCUGCUGAGAGGUUGGGUGCUGCAAGAGGUGCAGAAGAGACACAAAUAGAUGCCACAGAGAAAGUUUGAUAACUUUGAAACUUUACUGUUGAAUCCAGUCAACCAGCGCAACUGUGUUGUUUCCUUUAGUACUUAAAGAGGUUUUGCUGUAUUUGGAGAGAAGCCUGCACUCCGAAGGAAGGUUCUAUUAUACAUUUUGCCUGGGAUUUUAAUCAUCAUGGUACAAAAUUUACGUUGUCUUGUGUUUCCUUGCAUGACAAUUCAAUUUGUGAUCUCGCUCAUAUGUAGAAUAGACACAAAAAGUGGCCCGGAAUGUUUUGCCUUUACACAUACUAAGUAGAGCUUCUUUUCAACUGUGUGGGACCAUUUGGUAUGGAUACUUGUAAAAACGUAUCUAGAUAGCAAGACAAUUUUUCUUUCAAACAAAAAUAUGUUUUGUUUUAUGAAAUACUGUUCUUAACUUCUUCCUGGCA